Messenger RNA from Pieris napi, 2332 nucleotides. It is a transcript of the gene fbl, whose product is annotated as pantothenate kinase 3. Gene Ontology annotation, biological process: coenzyme A biosynthetic process. NCBI's taxonomy places the organism in Eukaryota, Metazoa, Arthropoda, Insecta, Lepidoptera, Pieridae. The record is from RefSeq and is a predicted model, not a curated record. Gene Ontology annotation, molecular function: ATP binding; pantothenate kinase activity. The transcript is spliced from 12 exons. Bases 266 to 1615 code for a protein of 449 amino acids. Gene Ontology annotation, cellular component: nucleus; cytosol.
CAGUGCUUUCUGUGGUUCACCUCUACAUUCUAUUUCUAAAAAUAGACGUCAUUAAAUCGAGUUGGUUUAUAAUUUCUAUUUUACGUUAAUCUAUUGCAUUUAUAAUCGGCGAUAAGUAUUUAUUUGUUGAUCAAGGCUUUAAUUCCGUAACGAUAAUCUCCACAAAUUAAGAGAAAUUAUGGGGCAAAGGUGACAUAAAUCUCAGUAGCCGUACACAUUUGGUUUUUAGAAGAAAUUCUUCACAACUAUUCAGAUAUGGUAUUAGAUGCGCCUACACCGGUGUGACGGUUGCCUCGCGGCUUGCCGACCGGAGCGCCGCGUCGCGCACAAUAAACAUAUUAUUACCAGAAGUAAUCACUUGAAGCGAGCGAGACGGGUACCAUACAGCCCGCUGAAAGAAACCCACGUGAUGGCAAACCUGCCAACACUCCCGACGCCGCCCGACCGCGAUGCACCGCCCAUGCCCUGGUUCGGUAUGGACAUUGGUGGGACGCUCACGAAAUUGGUGUACUUCGAGCCCAGAGAGACAAACCGGCGGGAGAUAGAUAAAGAGACGGAGAUAUUGAAGAAUAUACGGCGGUACCUCACCAGGAAUUCUGCGUAUGGCAAGACUGGGAGGAGAGAUGUGCAUUUACAGAUGGACAACGUGACAAUCCGCGGCCGCCGCGGCACACUCCACUUCAUCAGGUUCCCCACGAGCGAAGUCGGCUCUUUCCUGCAACUCGCUCGCUCCAAGGGAAUGGCCACUCUCCUUAGCACCAUUUACGCAACUGGUGGUGGCGCUUACAAGUUUGAGGAGGACUUUAUUAAGGAAGUGAACAUGCGACUGUCAAAAUUGGACGAAUUGGACGCGUUGAUAGCGGGUGUUCAAUUUGUCGACUCGAUGAACCCGCACGAGUGUUAUUACUGGGAACCGAACCCUGACACCACGACUGACAAUGACUCGCCGCCAUACUUGGAGCCGUGCCUCAGCCAGUACGUGCGGAAACCCUUCGAUUUCUCAUCGCCAUAUCCAUUCCUGCUGGUGAAUAUUGGGAGUGGGGUCUCCAUGUUAGUCGUCAGUUCGCCCCUUGACUAUAGCCGAGUCAGUGGGACCAGCCUGGGUGGUGGGACAUUCCUCGGUCUCUGUUGCCUGCUCACCGGCUGCAGCAGUUUCGAGGAAGCCAUCGCGUUGGCUGCCUCCGGCGAUAACACGACCGUCGACAAAUUGGUUCGAGACAUCUAUGGAGGGGAUUACGAGAGGUUCCAUCUGAGAGGGGAUUUAGUCGCGAGCAGCUUCGGACAAAUGUGUUCGGCUGAUCGUCGUGCGAAGGUCUCCCGCGAAGACCUGGCUCGGGCCACCUUGGUCACCAUCACCAACAACAUCGGCUCCAUUGCGCGGCUCUGCGCGUCCAACCAGAAUAUACAGCGGGUGGUGUUUUGCGGCAACUUCCUUCGAGUGAACCCCUUGUCGAUGAAGCUGCUGAGCUACGCCAUGUCUUACUGGUCCAAGGGGGCUUUGAAGGCGCUGUUCUUGGAACAUGAAGGGUACUUUGGCGCUGUGGGUUGUCUACUCCAUUACGAAAGUAAAAGCGAUAAACAAAAUUGCACAGAGAACGCUCAGACGGAUAGGUGAAUCUGUAGCCUUAUAUAGGGUGUUUUGUUGAAAAGCUGAAAAUAUCAAAUUUGUUAACACCUGUAUAACAAAACACCUGUGAAUAAUGAUAUUAUAAUGUUGUAAAUACUUAGAGAAUCGUAAUCGCCAAGCACGAGUUUUAUCGUCUCCAUAACGUUUUGAUAACGUUGCUGAAAACAAUCUAUAAUUAGAUUGUCUAAAACCUUUUUAAAUAGACAACUUGAGCAAAUCAGAUCAUUUGAUCACUCCAUGGGCAGUGGUAUCACUUCAGGUGAGCAUUCUGCCUAUUUGCCUCCUAUAACAUAAAGAAAAUACAUAGCAGGCAUGAAGCUUGUGAUAAUUACGUCAAGUAUUUGUCAGUGAUUUCAGAUUUUGACAGCUUGAAAGUAUCGACUUUCGAGUAUUCUAUUUUUACUUUACGUAUUAACAAUACUAUAUGUAUUCUAUUAGAAUUCUUUACUAUAUUUUCAUACAAAAAUGUAUGUUUUCUUUUACACUGUUUGGAACGGACCGUAGUAGACGUUUAAAACGAUAAAUCUCGUGCUUGGCGUUAUAUCGUUUUUGUAAACCAGUAUGCAUUAUGACGAAUGAAGCCAAUAUUGCCACAUUUAAAAAUAUAGGCGUUACUUUUUGUAAUAAUAUAUUAUGAGAAAUAUAUACAGGGUGUAACGAAAUCUAGAAAGUUAUUUUGGCUAAGAGUUUUAUAGGAAACGGAAA